Molecule: messenger RNA, 1111 nt
Organism: Eurytemora carolleeae
Lineage: Eukaryota; Metazoa; Arthropoda; Copepoda; Calanoida; Temoridae
Exons: 8
Coding region: 392-1111 (239 amino acids)
Source: RefSeq, a predicted model, not a curated record
AACAUUGAAUAAUAAAGGUUCUGGGUGUAUAUUAGUAUCCUGGUAUACCAAACAACAGAAAGCUCCGAGUCUCCAAACAUGCUCAAACUAUUCUAUAGUUCGUAAAUGUUUUUACCAGCACACCCAUCGCUCCUGAAACCUUGGUUCAUUUCAACCUUAAACUUGGAAAACACCCUGAACAUUGAUGCUUCUUAAAUCUUUGUAAAAGUGAAAGUGAAAAAAUCUUGUCAAUGAAAAAUACCAAUUUUUCACAAAUCAAGGAUUUAUUAGUUUUUAAUAACCAAUGUUCGCUGUGAAACAUUAGUGACUCAGUACAGUGCAGUGUGGAAAGAACGGGAGAGAGAGAGAAGUGAUAUAAUUAACUCAAUAAUAAAAACACAGAUGUCACUCAAUGUCACUUCUUGACUAUGUGAUUCAUCAACAAUGCUACUCAAUUUCUUUAGAAUUUAAUGGAAUAGAAGCCAGCGAUCCAAUGGGAUGUUGUUUAAGCAAGAAGAAGGCGUACACUAGUAGGGACGAGAAUGAAAAACUGAUCUUCUCUGAAUACCGGAGAUCCCGCCCCUUGUUCGAUCCAUGGGGCUCCAGUACCAACCUGGAGACAGGGAGAGGAGAUGUUCAUCCGCCCGAGGGAGAAGGACAGGAAGGAGUUCAAGUACUUGUCGUAGAUCUUAGAGCAGAAACUGAUUCUUCCAACAAUCAUAUUAUUCAGAUUCGUCGGACUGGGAAUAAAAAUAUUGAGUGUCAGACAGAUUCUGCCGAAGGAGUAGAUUUCGAUUGGGAUCUUUCAGAUAAAACAGAUAUUGAAACUCAGACUCAACUCCCAUCCAGAGUUCCAUCUUCAAAACCUGCACCCAGCGAUGCAAUUGUACAAACGGAUCAGAGAAUAGUGUUCCGAGGAAGCCCUCUGGAAAAAGCAAAAUCUACACAAAUAAACACCUCCAUCUCCCCCGAACCUAGCUCAAGGAAGGACGCUUUUGUUCAAACCAUUUGGGACACACAGGAUAUUGGGAUUCAGGUUCUACCUGGAGAACUGGAUGAGGGAGAGGGAGGGGGAGGAGGCUGGGAUAAGAUGUGGAGGGGAAGAGGAGGAGUGAGAUCCUUACUUCAGUAA